Messenger RNA from Pygocentrus nattereri (red-bellied piranha), 1743 nucleotides. RefSeq names its product NME/NM23 family member 7 (gene nme7). The transcript is spliced from 12 exons. Bases 235 to 1359 code for a protein of 374 amino acids. Gene Ontology annotation, molecular function: ATP binding; nucleoside diphosphate kinase activity. Gene Ontology annotation, cellular component: centrosome. Gene Ontology annotation, biological process: CTP biosynthetic process; GTP biosynthetic process; UTP biosynthetic process. The record is from RefSeq and is a predicted model, not a curated record. Lineage: Eukaryota; Metazoa; Chordata; Actinopteri; Characiformes; Serrasalmidae.
CUGUUUAUUUCUGUUUAUUCUCGUCUCGGAGCCCUUUAGGAGUGAAGUGUCUUGCCCUCCUGGCUGAAAUGAAACUGAAUAUGGUUCAUUUUUAUUAGCAGGCGUUACGGGGCUUUGUUUUUGUUGCUAUGGAGACGAACUCGCGUAUACUCUAGCGAGCAAGCUAAGAUACAAAACAGCCGACGGCAGUUACAACAGAUAAAGAACAGCCGUUUAGGAUUCUGGACCCGGAAAAUGGAGGAGCGCUUUGCCUUCCUGGCUGAGUGGUACGACCCCAGCGCCGCUCUCCUCCGGCGCUACCAGCUGCUGUUCUACCCUAAAGAUGGCUCAGUGGAGAUGUUUGAUGUGAAGAAUCAGCGUACCUUUUUGAGGAGGACCAAAUAUGACGAUCUCCAUCCGGAGGAUCUGUUUGUGGGGAAUCGUGUUAACGUCUUCUCUAGACAACUCAACCUCAUUGACUAUGGGGACCAGUAUACAGCCAACAAACUUGGCAGCAAGAAAGAGAGGACUCUGGCUAUGAUUAAGCCUGAUGCUGUGACCAAAGUGGGUGACAUUAUUCAGAUGAUUUAUGAUGCCGGCCUUAUUGUCACCAAAGCCAAGAUGACCAAGUUAACCUGGAAGCAGGCAGCAGACUUUUACAUGGAACAUCAGUCAAAGUCUUUUUUCAAUAACCUGAUGCAGUUUGUCACCUCUGGGCCAGUGAUUGUCAUGGAGCUUAUGGGAGACGAGGCCGUGUCAGUCUGGAGGAGAGUUCUGGGUCCCACUGACUCCAGCGUGGCACGCAAAGAUGCUCCAAACAGCCUCCGUGCUCAGUUUGGCACAGAUGGCACAAAAAAUGCAGGGCAUGGGUCAGACUCCUUGGCAUCUGCAGCAAGGGAGCUGGAGUUUUUCUUUCCUUCCACUGCAGGGCAUGGCCCCUCCAACACAGCCAAAUACUCAGACUGCACCUGUUGUAUCGUCAAACCUCAUGCUAUCUCAGAGGCUCUGACAGGAAAGAUCUUGAACUCCAUUGCCGAAGCUGGAUUUGAGAUUUCUGCCUUGCAGAUGUUCAACAUGGAUCGAGCAAAUGCAGAGGAGUUUUUAGAAGUUUAUAAAGGGGUGGUCACAGAGUAUACGAGUAUGGUGGCAGAACUGUGUUCUGGUCCCUGCAUGGCCCUGGAGAUCCAUGGCACUGACGCACCCAGAGAGUUCCGAGCCUUCUGUGGCCCAGCCGACCCGGAAAUUGCGCGGCAUCUACGGCCCACAACUUUACGAGCGCUCUACGGCAGAAACAAAGUGCAAAACGCUGUCCAUUGCACUGACCUUCCAGAAGACGGUUUACUGGAGGUCCAAUAUUUCUUCAAGAUAUUAGAUGGAUGAAGCAUUUAUACAUAUUUUUUGAUAAUAUUUAAUAAACAAACAAAAAACAAUUUGACAACAGCCUGGUUGUUUGUACAUUUAUUUGUUUAGGUCUUACCCGGAUUAAAUAAAACAACAAGAGCAGAUGUGUAACUCCUGACAGGUGUUCUGGUGUUCAGCAUUGACUUUUAAGCACUUUUAACAUCAACAAAACAUCCUAUUACACGGGGGUACUGCAUUGUAUCUGAUAAGUUUCUAACCUUUGACCAGUGACUUUGGUAUCUGGAUUCAUACAAUACACUUUUUUCCUGCAGAAAAAAAUUGUACAACUGCAUAAAUAUAAAAUUCUUCCACCAUGUAAAUGGCUAAAACAUUCAUUAGAAAGUUACACCACGUCAUGUGAUG